GGAAUCCUUAUUAGUUCUUCUAUCAUUUAGCUUUAACCUCGCGCCUCUUCCACCCUUUUGCCUCCAGAAAACUAAAUCGACGAAGGCAGCCGCUCAUCACCUUCGAAUUAUUCCCCCUCUCUCCAUGCUGCUCUUUCCGAGUGCGUGCUCCUGCCCAUAAUCCCACGAUUCUCGGCGACAUCCUUGACAACUUCGGGCUUUCGAAGCGCCAAUCACUCAGACAGCCGCGUCGAACACGAAGCUCGGAAGGUGUCCCAAGGAGCGAGCAAUCAUGGAUUAUGACGCAAUGAUGCUGGACGGCGAUUCCGCCGGUCCGUCUGUCAAAAUUUCUAACACCGAGCGCGACCGGGUCGUAUUCAGCCUCACCAACUGCGACUUAUCCUUCGCCAACUCGAUAAGGCGCGUCAUCCAAGGCGAGGUCCCCACAGUUGCUAUCGACAUCGUGGAGAUCGAAACCAACACUUCCGUCCUCGCCGACGAAUUCAUCGCCCACCGCCUGGGCCUCAUCCCUCUCGAUUCGAAGGACGCCGGCAGCUUGCUCUACUCACGCGAUUGCGACUGCGAGCAGUACUGCGACAACUGCAGUGUCAAGAUCACAUUAGCCGCCAAGUGCACGUCGGACGAGGUCAUGAAGAUCUACGCCAGCGACCUCGUCGUCGAUAGCUACCGCCAGAACGCCACCAUCGGAAACCCCGUCAUCACCGACCCGGACAAGCUCGGCACCCUCAUCUGCAAGCUGCGUCGCGGCCAGGAGAUCAAGCUUACGUGCAUAGCCAAGAAGGGCGUGGCUAAGGAACACGCCAAGUGGAUGCCGACAGCUGCCGUGGGAUUCGAGUAUGAUCCGCAUAACAAGCUGCAUCAUCUCGAUCUCUGGUACGAGACGGAUGCUGCAGCGGAAUGGCCGAAAAGCAAAAAUGCCGACCAGGAGGACCCUCCCCAAGAAGGCGAACCUUUCGACUACAACGCGAAACCCAGCAAGUUUUACUUCGACGUCGAGAGCACCGGAAAUCUCGACCCCGACCAGAUCAUCCAGGAGGGAAUCAAGGUCAUGCAAGAGAAGAUUGCCCUGCUACUGCACUCGCUCACCGGAGAGGCUGAGGAGGGAAUGAACGGGGAUUACGACGGACCGCGGAGCCCAACUAUGGGCCUCGACGAGCCCGGUUGGAAUGACCAGGGUUAUACUACUCCUUACAACGGCGGCGGCGGCAACAUGAGUUCCUGGGGUGGCAACACGACCACCACCCCUUACCAUUCUAGCACCACUCCAUACGGAGUCCCCGGUCAAAAUGGUUGGAGUUGAAGGGGGUGUACAAUGGCGUUUCGGGUUAUUGGGGGGACUUUCACACGAUUGCAUAGCGGCGUUAAUUCGGCAAUAAAAGAGGGGGAGGCUGCCCAGGCGCGGUUUAGGAAUCUCUGUGUAUAGUAAACCGAGAGGUGAAGAUGACUUGCCGGUACGCAUUUGACAAAAGAUGGGUAAUAAAACAGACAAAAAUAAUCGACAUUAUUGGUUCUAUAAUAUCUCUGCACGCCCUCUAUGCUUUAGGCGUUGAUGAUCCUGUUGAGAAUAGAACAUUGUACACAUUGGGUCUGACCUGACCCUCGUAUUCGCUGCCAUGUCAUGGCCCGUCAAGCUGAGCAUCUCUGGUGCCCUAGCUGCCAAAGGGAG
Messenger RNA from Sodiomyces alkalinus F11, 1666 nucleotides. Its product is annotated as DNA-directed RNA polymerase II subunit RPB3. Gene Ontology annotation, molecular function: DNA binding; protein dimerization activity; DNA-directed RNA polymerase activity. The transcript is spliced from 3 exons. The coding region runs from base 272 to 1300 and encodes 342 amino acids. Lineage: Eukaryota; Fungi; Ascomycota; Sordariomycetes; Glomerellales; Plectosphaerellaceae. Gene Ontology annotation, biological process: DNA-templated transcription. The record is from RefSeq and is a predicted model, not a curated record. Gene Ontology annotation, cellular component: RNA polymerase II, core complex.